Messenger RNA from Alnus glutinosa, 666 nucleotides. RefSeq lists its product as uncharacterized. Bases 1 to 666 code for a protein of 221 amino acids. The transcript is spliced from 2 exons. The record is from RefSeq and is a predicted model, not a curated record. Lineage: Eukaryota; Viridiplantae; Streptophyta; Magnoliopsida; Fagales; Betulaceae.
AUGGCUGCUCAAAGCUCUAAUGCACGCAAGGAUCAGGAUGUUUGGAAGCAUUUAUGGGCUAUGUCAGUGCCGACUGCAGUGAAGAAUUUUGCAUGGAGAGCAUGCCAUGAGGUGCUGCCUAUUCGUGUUAAUCUAAAGAAAAGAAAGAUAGUGGAGGUAGCUACCUGUCCUUGCUAUGAAGCUGCAGAAGAAACUUUAAUUCAUGCUAUUUGGGCUUGUCCAGCAGCUCAAGAUGUGUGGGGUUCUCAUUUAUCUUAUUUCCACAAGUGUAGUUGGGUAGUUUUGUCCUUUAGGGAACUCUUUGCCAAAGGAUUGCAGUUUUUUCCUAGAGAGAUUGUGGAGCUUAUGACUGUGGUGGCACAGCAUCCAGAUGAAACUUAUAGAGGAGCUUUGAAGUCUUUGGAAGUUUAUCGGAUGUGCAAGCAGAUAGAAAUCAUAAGGCAACCGAGUAUGGAACAAGUUCCUCAUAUUGCAGCCUGGUGUCCUCCUCCUCAAGGUACUGUGAAGAUUAAUUAUGAUGCUGCUCUAGACACACAACAGGGUUAUGUUGGAGUGGAGAUUGUUGCUCGGGAUCAUAUGGGUAUAUCGGAGCCUUGUCCAGAGAUUUAUGGUGCAAGCAAAGAUUACAGAGUCCAUGGCAGCUCUUGGAGCUGUCAUAUUCAGUAA